GUCUUCUAAACUCUACGAUUGCGCUUGAACCCAGCUCAGGCAUAUCGAGAUUAGUAACCGUGACCGCUAUUGCUUUUUGCAUUUUUUUCAUCGUUUUCAAGCAUCGAAUAAUUGUUGGAUCGUCCAAUUUUUCUGGACUAGCGCAGCGCGUCAAUGAAAAAUCCUCGCGAUUCAGGAUCACAACAUUACAAUUCUGAAAAGAUAAUCUCGCGCUAGCAUUUCAUCACUAUGGACUCUGAGGCCUUGAACGACUUCAUCUGGGACGGACAAUGGGAAAGCGUUUAUGAAGCACUUUGUCGCUAUAUUUGCAUCAGAGGAAGUGCCAACGUUCCGAUACAGUUCGUCGUGAACGGGCUCAAGCUCGGCAAGUGGUUGUAUGAACAGAGGUGCAAAUGGGGACAAGGCAGUUUGUCUCCCAAACAGGUCUCCAAACUAGUUGAAGUAGGUGUUCAACCGCUUUCCUCAUUAAACAAGAUGCGAUUACCACCAACGUAUCCCCAGCAGUUGCCUGACCACGUUUCUAGUACUCUCCUUACUCUACCGCCGGUUAGGAGAAUUUCUGAUGCGACUGAUUGUCGUAGUCCUCCCAAAAUGUCUCCUGAAAGAUCUGACGAAGGAUGGCGAUCGAGCAAAUGUGUUACUCCUCGCGACUCUGGUAGCACCAUGGCCAUACCCUCGUCUUCCGCGCUGGGCGAACUACAACGGUCUAGCUUUCUCGGUCGCAGGAUGAUGAUGCCUUCCUUAAGCUCUGUUACUGCUGCUGCAAAAGCAAGCCAUCGACGCCAACAUCUGGAAAUGAUGUUGCUGGCUGAAGAACGUCGCAUCGCUCAAGAGCAGGCGUUGGCUGGUCAAUAUACAGGCUAUUCGCAAGAGCACAUCAGAACUGCUGGCAAAUCGAAUCAUUUCGCCGCGUACAGUGAUUUGAUAAUGGAGGCUCAAAACCGCUUCGAAUUAUCCGCCAACACAACAAGUUCAUCUUCAUUUCUGCCUCGUUCCAACGAUCCAGCCUUAAGCCACCAAAUGAGUGUACAUCCAGACCUCACUAGCAGCAGGCUCGGUAAUCGAGAGAAAAUGGCUGCGGCUACAAUGAAUAGGUUGCCACCUCUGCGAGUCAAUCCUCUCAUGGAUAUCAGCACCCCUGAGGCCCCACCCGGGUGGUGCACUCGCCGAAAGAAGCAGCCUAAUAAGCACGUCAUUCUUCUUCCCGAAGAGCCUGAUGACGACGAACAAGAUCGAUCGAAAAUAAAGAGACAGCUCUUUGUCAGCGUUUCUGAUGAGAGCACGUUGUGCACUACACCCAUGCUUCCAAAGAAAACAUCAGCCCUGAACGCAUGGGAUUCUAAGCUCGUCGAGCUAGUGCGCUUCGAAAAAACCUUUGGUCACAUGCUGGUACCACCGGAAUUUCGCACGGCCGAACACCGCCUUGGUGCCUGGGUCCGACAUUUGCGAGUCUUAUUUGAACAAGACAAGUCGCGCUGUGCGGUCGAUCGCAAAGCCAAACGAUCACAAUUGUCGGGAUACCGCGUCAAACGCCUCGAUGCAGUUGGGUUCGACUGGCACGCGACCGAAGAACAAGUGCAGAACAAGCGCUGGGGUGUAUAUUUUCAAUUACUCAGGGAUUUUUUCCAAAAAAAUGGCCACGUGAACGUGUCGGCGACUCACAAAGUUUCCGGCAUGAAAAUUGGCAAUUGGGUUCGUCUGCAGCGAAUCGCUCGCCACGAAGGCUGCUUAAAUCCUGACCAAACUUCGAAGCUUGACGCCCUAGGAUUCGAUUGGGAGUUAGAACGUGAUACUCAGAGCAGCUCAAACGAAAAACAGAACCCCAAUCGUCCCAGCGAGGACGAUACCAUGAGAUUACUUAAACGCCGUCGGGAGGAACAGGAACAGCUCUCAUCUGAUUGCGGUCUUUCACUCUUAUCGUCCACGGCCACCAAACGUAUGGUCGUUCGAAAGAACUAAGAUUUGCCAACAGGCAUACGGCCUUUUAAUUACAUAUAUCCUUUUACAUGAUUUUAUCGUCGUCAGUCAAAUCAAAUUUUGGCUGGAUUAGCCAGUGACGAAAAAGCCGCAUUUUUGAAUAUAUUGACAGUCAAUCUAAUUUGAAUAAUCUACUUGU
Phaeodactylum tricornutum CCAP 1055/1 is the source of this 2116-nucleotide messenger RNA. RefSeq lists its product with no specific name. Lineage: Eukaryota; Bacillariophyta; Bacillariophyceae; Surirellales; Neidiaceae. Bases 229 to 1959 code for a protein of 576 amino acids. The record is from RefSeq and is a predicted model, not a curated record. The transcript is spliced from 2 exons.